Molecule: messenger RNA, 2126 nt
Organism: Setaria italica (foxtail millet)
Lineage: Eukaryota; Viridiplantae; Streptophyta; Magnoliopsida; Poales; Poaceae
Product: cytochrome c biogenesis protein CCS1, chloroplastic
Exons: 8
Coding region: 76-1776 (566 amino acids)
Source: RefSeq, a predicted model, not a curated record
GCAGGAAGAUGACGAAGCCAGCACUCCCUCGCCGCUCGCGCUCGGGGUCUUCCUUCCCGCCACGCCCACGACGCGAUGCCGUCCCCCGCGUCUUAUCUCCUCAUAAACCCCGCCAAGCCCUCCUCCUUCCGCCGCCUCCCGCCCCCGCCGCCGUCCCCGCGCCUACCCACCCGCCGGCUCCAUGUCUCCUGCGACGCGCCGCGGGGGAGUGGUAGGAGCGGCGGCGUUGGUGGGAGGCGGGAGACCAUCCCGGCCGGCGCCAGCAAAGCUAAGAAGCAGAUAGUCUUCUUCGACGCAGCGCCGCCGGUGUCGCAGCCGCAGCCGCAGCAGGGCGGGAGCGUCGUUGAGAAGGGGGAGAGCGAGAAACCGACCAAGGAAGGCAGCGGCAACGCGGCGCUGUCGUUGCUGAGGAGGGCGACGAAGAAGACGCUCGCGGCGCUGUCCAACCUCCCGCUUGCCAUCUCCGAGAUGUUUACCAUCGCCGCUCUCAUGGCCCUGGGCACGGUGAUUGACCAGGGAGAGGCGCCGAGCUACUACUUCGAGAAGUUCCCGGAGGACAACCCGGUGUUCGGCUUCAUCACGUGGAGGUGGAUCCUGACGCCCGGGUUCGACCACAUGUUCUCCUCGCCGGUCUUCCUCGGCCUUCUAGCGCUCCUCGCGGCGUCCCUCAUGGCCUGCACCUACACGACCCAAUUGCCCAUGGUAAAGGUUGCAAGAAGAUGGUCGUUCACGCAUUCAGGAGAAAGAAUCCGGAAGCAGGAGUUUGCGGACUCUCUUCCCCGAGCAUCCAUACAGGAUUUGGGAGUUAUCUUGAUGGGUGCCGGAUAUGAGGUAUUCACCAAGGGGCCUUCUUUGUAUGCCUUUAAAGGGCUGGCUGGUCGGUAUGCACCUAUCGGCGUGCAUUUAGCGAUGCUUUUCAUCAUGGCUGGAGCCACACUUAGUGCGACAGGAAGUUUCAAAGGCUCCGUCGAUGUGCCUCAAGGGCUGAAUUUUGUUAUAGGAGAUGUGAUGAAACCCAGAGGGGUCCUCUCUGUUGCGCCAGAUGUUUUCAAUACUGAAGUUCAUGUCAACCGGUUCUACAUGGAGUACUAUGAUAGUGGAGAGGUAUCGCAAUUUUAUAGCGAUCUUUCACUUUUCAACCUUGAUGGUAAAGAAGUGAUGAGGAAGACUAUCAAAGUGAAUGAUCCCCUGAGGUAUGGAGGAAUUACUAUCUACCAAACAGACUGGGGAUUUUCAGCAUUGCAAGUGAAGAAAAAUGGCGAAGGACCUUUCAAUUUGGCCAUGGCCCAGUUGAAGCUGAAUGGCGAUAAGAAGCUCUUUGGAACGUUCUUGCCACUUGAAGACUCGAACGCUUCAAACCCGAGUGUCAAAGGAAUAUCGAUGCUUGCUCGUGAUCUGCAGUCUAUUGUGCUGUAUGAUCAAGAUGGUAAGUUUGUAGGAGUUCGUCGGCCAAGCUCAAAACUCCCCAUUGAGAUCAAUGGUAAUGAAAUACUCAUUGAAGAUGCUAUUGGCAGUACUGGACUGGAUCUUAAGACUGAUCCAGGAGUUCCUAUUGUUUAUGCUGGAUUUGGUGCACUCAUGUUAACGACUUGCAUUAGCUAUCUUUCACACUCUCAGAUAUGGGCAUUGCAAGAUGGAAGUACAGUAGUUGUUGGAGGGAAGACAAAUCGAGCCAAGCUUGAAUUUUCUGAAGAGAUGAACCGGUUGCUUGAUAAAGUGCCAGAGUUGAUCGGUGCCAAUGAGAAUGUAGUAGAUAGCAAAUCGACUGCCACAUGAAAGCAUUUUUUUCUUCAGUUGAGAUUGCUGAAGACGCAGAUGGCGACUCAGGUGAACUGAAGCUUGAAUUCGCAGAAUGGUGCCUUCGAGAACAGAAAAUUUCAUACUGUCUUUCAGUAGAAGGUAGUACAUGCUGCAAUUGGACUCAGCACAGUGUCGAGUCAGAAGAUCGCUGUACAAGUUUCAUGCUCGUAAAGCCUUCUGUUGUUGCUGCUGCAAAGAAACUAAACUGAUAGCUUAUUGUAUUGCUAUAGAAAAAAGUGGAAAACUGUAACCUUGCUUCUGUAACUGAAUUUUUUUUGCGGAGCACGUUUCAAGAAUGCAAUAGGGAGUCAUUCAGAUUCACAUCA